ACUCUGGUAUCCCUAUCCCCUCUGACACCCCAUCUCAUGGGACUCGAUCUCUUUGCAUUCUCUUCGUUGGAAAGAAGAAUUUGACUGGCUAAUCUCUGUCACAUCAACAAAGAGAAUGGCAAAUCUCCAGGCACUGCAGUCUAUUGUAAAAUGGAACCGUUUGUUGGUCACUGAUGACUAAGGAGGAUGUACAUGUUAUUGAAGCUUGUUGUAGAUUGGCUGUAUUUGAAGAAUUCGGAACGUGUGCGAGCCGAUCUGUUAAAUGCUUUCUCCACUCUGCUAAGCCAGGAGGCCUUAAUCUUGGCUAUGAACAACAGCUUUGUGGAUCCCUUUCUGCAGUUUGAAGCACAGCUCGAGCUAGUACAUUCGUGUUUUAACAUGGUAUUUUCCCUACCCGUUAUUGGAAGACCAACGGAAAUGGAGAAGAGCACUGAGGACUACAAAGAUAUACAGUUCCUCUAUAAUACUAUUCUAAGCACCUAUGAAAACAUCCUUCUGAUACUGGUAUCUAAAGAUUUUUACAAGCUCCAAUUCAUAAAGGAAAUUAUCACAUGGAUGAACGAGGAGCCCGUUUACAUGCAGAAGAAGGUCAUGAAGACGAUAGUCACGGUGCUAGAUUUUGCAUCCAGGAAAGCCAAUACAAGUUCAAGUGUGGAUGCCCCCUGCCUGGGAGAGCUGGCAGCCGAGCUGGCUCUUCUCUGCAAUUACCAAAGGUCACCCAUCGUGCAGCAGGCCUCCCUGGGCAUGCAUCAUCUUCUCUGCAUAGCAAUCCAGCAGACAGUGUUAUAUGGCAAAGAGAGAACAAGGAAGGAUGCAGCAGAAAAUUGGGUUCAGAAGUCUGAUAAUGACUUGGAGAUCUCCCCUGCCUUCUUGCAGAGGAACAGCACUAGAAUUGCUACGUGCGUAGGGGAUUAUCUAAUACCGCCACAGCUAACAGACUUCGUGUGGAGUCUCCUGAACAAACUGUCCAACUCUUCUUCGGCUGUGGCGUCGGAGGCGGCAGUCCUGCUGAGAGUCACUCUGGAGAAAUUUUCCUAUAAGGUGACCAUGGUGUCGAAAGUUUUGGAUUCCAUUUAUAUACAACUGAACAGCAGCAUCACUCAUCCUAUGAAGUAUGCCAUGCUUCGCGUCAUAAGUUUAUUUGUCUGCACAUGCCCUAAGAAAAUCAUCUUUCUACUCCUGGACUAUCCCGUCCCAGCAGACAGCACCCUGAUCCUGAUGUGGCACGCGGUCAGCUCUGAAUCCAAGGUGGCCUGUGAGGUGCUGAAGACGAUCCUGACGGUGCUCAAAGGGAAGCCCGGCGAGGACGAGGAGAAUCCAAAAGUCUCAAGCAGAAAACGCUUCUCCGUGGAUGCCGUCAAUAUGAUGCCGGUGGCCGCAUCGCAGGCCCUGUGCAUACUCCUGCCUGCCUUUGAGUACAAGAUCGCAGUGGCAGAGUUCUUCCCUCAGCUCCUAAUGGCCCUGAUUCUGCAGCUCUAUUACUCUGGAAACUUCUUCUGGACAAAGAAGCAGCCCCUCUACGCACGCGACGCUUUGAGGAUUCUGCUGAGAUGCUCGGGGUUGUUCAAAGUGGAUGCUGCCCUUCAGGAGAAGAAAUGUUGGGAACACUUUCCUCAUCAGAUGUUUUAUCAUCGUGGAGUGUACCUCGUGGCCAAAACUCUCAGCCAGUUCAAAUUCCCUCAGUUUCCCAAGACCCUGCACUAUCUGUACAAGCUCUCAGUGGAAGGCCCUAGGAGGGUGGAGGACAGUAUCACCAUUGUCAUCUUCCUCAUUGAGCUCCUUAGCAAUUUCUUCAAGGACCCAUUUCCAGAGCCGUUCCUGAUUCUCUUCAGAAAGUGGGUGAGUGACUCAGACCCUGCAGUGUGCAAGCUGAGUCUGAAGAAGAUCGCCUGCAUGGCCCCAGUUGUCAAUGAGAUGGAAAACCCCACAGAGUUGCUGCUAGCCAUCCUGGAUGCCUUCUCUUCCCAGAACGGCUCCGUGGUCAUCCAGGCCAUGCACACUCUCCGAAGUCUCCUCAACGUCUUAGACAAGCUGGUCUACGCCUCUGUGUGCAACAGAAUUGCUUCCAGCUACUGCCCGCUUCUGGAUCACGGGCUGGCUUCCGUCAGGGCCUUGUCCAUCCGGCAUUUUGGGGAGUUACUAAAAGACAUGAACGAGUACUCCUGGUUGCUGAAGGAUGAAGUCUUCAAAGCUCUGGUGCCCUUGAUUCUGUUCCUGGAAGAUAAGAAGAAGGCUGUGGUUGAAGCCUGUAAAUAUACACUGAACAUCUGUGCUCCACAUUUGAAGUGGACCUCAGCCUCUUUGCUCACAGACAGGAACUACAGAUUCGAGAUAGUGGUUCUCAACAUCUGUAAAAGUCUGUUCAGUAGUCAUGGGACCUACAUUACGGAAUUGAUAUCCGAAAGCUUAGGAUUCUUCAAGAGCUCCCGGGCUUAUCUAAGGAGAGCGGCUGUCAUUUUCAUAGGGUACCUGGCAAAACUGGGUGGCCACAUAUUACUCAAUGAUGAAAUUGAGAUCAUGAUGGAGGCUUUAGAAAAACUGCUAAACGAUCAAGACCCCACGGUGGUCCAGGUGGCCGAACGGACUCGCAGGUUAUUUAAGGACCUGGCCAUUGAAAUGUCGACCUCCAACUUCAAACAGAGCCUCCGGAGAAUGUUCAGCUUCAUGUACUUCAGGGACUCGGCCCUCAUCUAUAACUACGAAGGAAAGAAAUCCUAUCAAGACAGCCAGAGUGAUUUAGUGAUUAGCGUGAUAGCCCACCAAGAUGGAAUCGAGCCAGGUUUGGAGAUCAUGUCGGAAGCAUCUGAGAUCAUCACGUUGACCCCGGCGACCAUACGCAAGAGAUCCUGAUGUGUGCUCUGUCUUGGCUCACCGGAGUCUGGCUGUGGGCCUUUCCACUCAGAAAAAGCUCAGACAAUGUUCCCAUUAUCAGCUCCUAAUUCCGUGGCUAAGUUUUAACUCUCCCUGGAAAUCUACUGCGGGGAUGAGUCCAGGAACGGCCAGAGUUCCCACCUGUGGAGUAUGGUAUUAAAUCUGGAAAAAAUGACCAGUGAGAAUAAUUUUUCUGCAAGUGUGGAAGGGGUAAAACAUUCUGAAGUUCUGAA
Ornithorhynchus anatinus (platypus) is the source of this 3104-nucleotide messenger RNA. RefSeq names its product maestro heat like repeat family member 9 (gene MROH9). Gene Ontology annotation, cellular component: cytoplasm. NCBI's taxonomy places the organism in Eukaryota, Metazoa, Chordata, Mammalia, Monotremata, Ornithorhynchidae. The record is from RefSeq and is a predicted model, not a curated record. The transcript has 22 exons. The coding region runs from base 187 to 2850 and encodes 887 amino acids.